UUCCAGUGAAAAGAUAUUUUAUAUUUCUCCCUCUCCUGAACCAUUUAUUAAACGUUACUCCCUAUAGCAGUUCAAUAAAAGUACAAAGUUCUGAGUGUCAUAUUUUCUUCGUAGGCGAGAGAGGCAUUGGCGAUGGUAAAUGUAAAGCAGGAAUUAAUUGUAACGAUUGUAAGCACAGCAUCAUUUGGGUGGAUAGAAGGCUUACAUCAAUCAAAAGCUACGUAAUUAAGGAAGAUUUGUGGAACCGCGAACGGGACCUUAUUUCUUUUUUGCAGGACCAUCUUCGAGGAUCUCAUCUGGACGUCCCAACCGUGUGUCGAUUCGUUGCGUGCUGGCUCAUGGUUCACCAUUCGAAGAAGAUGGAAGAGCUGCAAGUUUCGUCCAGGACCUUCGUCGACUGGAGCAGUUUCUGUCGAGAGGUAUGUAUGCAUUAUUUAACACGUCGUUCCGUUCUUUUAGGUGGAGAAGGAGUAACCGUUGAGAUUGACGAAGCGAAGAUCGGCAAGAGGAAGUACAACCGUGGGAGAAGAAUCGAGGACCAGUGGAUCUUCGGAGGGUACGAGCGAGCUCGGGCAACGUUUUCAUCGUUCCAGUUCCGGAUCGAACCACGGAUACCUUGCUUGAGCUCAUACGAGAGCACAUACGACCUGGCACCACAAUCAUUUCCGAUUGUUGGCGCUCUUACCAGUGUUUAGGUACCGAAGGCUUCCGUCACCUCUCCGUUAACCACAGCUUGACCUUCGUGGAUCCCCACACAGGCGCGCACACCCACAUCGAGAGGCCGUGGAGACGUGCAAGGAGGAAUUCCACGAUAUGGUCGCAGGGAGGCGCAUAUGUCAGGGUAUCUUGCGGAAUUACCCUACUACCUCGAAUUACGAAUCAGGUCUGGACCAUGACACUGAUCAUACAGGAUCAAACGGACCUAGAGCAAAAUCUUUCCGAAGAUAUCAUAACCUUACUGGGAGACGACCUACAACCUGCACGAGACAGUUGCUUUGCGUUGCUCGCACGUACUCUCUAAAGCUGGAAACAUACGAUCUUUCAUUACGACAAACAUGUCCGCGCUUAUAUGUUCGUCAAACAUUAUCAAUAAACGCAUGAUCAAACA
Messenger RNA from Photinus pyralis (common eastern firefly), 1108 nucleotides. RefSeq lists its product as uncharacterized. NCBI's taxonomy places the organism in Eukaryota, Metazoa, Arthropoda, Insecta, Coleoptera, Lampyridae. The coding region runs from base 339 to 695 and encodes 118 amino acids. The record is from RefSeq and is a predicted model, not a curated record. The transcript is spliced from 3 exons.